AUGAGUGAGCUCCAGAGAGCAUGGGCGAGGUCAAAGGUCGGGCUUCCGGCCGAGGCGACGAACACGACGAUUCUCGAUGAGACGCCCGAGGAGCAGGUGGAAGAGGACGACGAUGAUGAACUACCUGAGCUGCCAGAACAUCCGGACGACGACUCGUCGUCCGCAUCUUCCAUGUCGUCGACUGGCACCGUGAUCCCGUCACCGAACCAGAAGCUAUUUGCUCGACCUCAAGGGACAUAUGAGCAGAUUCCCUGGACGACAUAUUUCGAGCGAGAACUAUACCUCCAGCCGGCCGACAAGCCAGAAGUGACGUACCACGCGUACUUAACGUCGCCCGGCGACAAGGGGCCUCUAUUCGUGAUGCACCACGGCGGCGGCUCCUCCGGCCUCUCGUUUGCCGUCGUCGGAUCCGAGAUACGCAAGGGGCUUCCCUCGGCGGGUGUCCUAUCCCUCGACUGCCGGGGUCACGGGUCGACAAUGUCGCCGGAGGGGGCAGGAAGAGGAGGAGGAGGAGGAGGAGGAGGAGGGACGGGGCAGGACCAGGACCAGCAGCUGGACCUCCGUCUCGAGACGCUCUCGGCGGACCUGUUCUCGGUCAUCGAGCUCACGCGUGAGCGCAUGGGCUGGCCCCAGCUCCCACCCAUCAUACUCGUCGGUCACUCCCUCGGCGGCGCCGUGGUGGUCGACCUGGCCCGGUCCGGCCGGCUGGGCGCCAGCCUGCUCGGCUACGCGGUCCUGGACAUCGUCGAGGGCUCGGCCAUGGACGCCCUGCAGAGCAUGCACACCUACCUCUCCACCCGGCCGGCCGGGUUCGCAUCCCUGCAGUCCGGGAUAGAGUGGCACCUGCGCACACGCACGCUGCGUAACUCGGCGUCGGCCCGCACCUCUGUGCCCGGACUGCUCGUGCAUCGGGACGGCGACGAGGCCGUGGCAGACGCUGACGUCGGCGCCGACGCCAGCGGUGUCAGCGGGCGACCAUGGAGGUGGAGGACGAAUCUGGCCGCCACGCAGCCCUUCUGGGAGAACUGGUUUGUCGGGCUCAGCAAGAAAUUCCUCGAGGCACGCGGUGGCAAGCUCCUGCUGCUUGCCGGGACCGACAGGCUCGACACGGAGCUGACCAUUGGGCAGAUGCAGGGACAUUUCAUACAAGAGGACCUACCAGAGCGGACGGCCGUGUCCCUGGUGGACUUUUACCGGCGCAACGACCGGAGUACGCUCGUCUUGCCCCCCAAGGUAUCGGACAUGCUGGCACAGGGGAAAAGGGUAUGA
This is a messenger RNA of Geosmithia morbida, 1269 nucleotides long. RefSeq lists its product as uncharacterized. The transcript is spliced from 3 exons. The record is from RefSeq and is a predicted model, not a curated record. Gene Ontology annotation, molecular function: protein methylesterase activity. Lineage: Eukaryota; Fungi; Ascomycota; Sordariomycetes; Hypocreales; Bionectriaceae. Bases 1 to 1269 code for a protein of 422 amino acids. Gene Ontology annotation, biological process: protein demethylation.